Molecule: messenger RNA, 2125 nt
Organism: Nasonia vitripennis (jewel wasp)
Lineage: Eukaryota; Metazoa; Arthropoda; Insecta; Hymenoptera; Pteromalidae
Gene: Art1
Product: protein arginine N-methyltransferase 1
Exons: 3
Coding region: 379-1533 (384 amino acids)
Biological process (GO): peptidyl-arginine methylation
Cellular component (GO): nucleus
Molecular function (GO): protein-arginine N-methyltransferase activity
Source: RefSeq, a predicted model, not a curated record
UAAUCAUACCGUCCUCGGGGAUAGGUAAAAGAUGCGGCGCGCCAUAAUCCAUAAACGCUAAAUGUCUAAAAUGAACUGAUGUAUAUAUAUGUUUAUGUAUAUACAGUAGAAGUAGACAUUAAUAAAUAUAUAAUAAUAUAUUGUAGCAUAGCGUAACCCGCUACAGCCGCUAGCGGCGCUAGGUGUCAGUAGACUCUCGAUUCUCGAAUCUCGAUCAUACCGAAUUAUGCUAUAACAUACUUAUAUAGUCGUUCUUGUUCGAGAUUAUCAGUUCUCCUCGCGGCCGUAUAUUAGUAGAGUGUCGUUCUAGUCGUGCUAAAAACGUGUGCCACCAACCACACAUCGUACGGCGAGACCGAGAAAGAGCGAAUUUUCAAAAUGGCGACUACCGAGCAAGUGCCGGCCGCAAGCAACGAGGUCCCCAGCCUAAACUCGGACAACGCGACAUCAAAAAUGGAAAGCAUGGACGUCGUUGAACCUGCAAACUCGGUGGCCGCCAACAAGGAUGUACCGGCGACGAACUGCAAAGAUCCGGUGGCAGUCGACGACAUGACUUCAAGAGAUUACUAUUUUGACUCCUACGCUCAUUAUGGCAUCCAUGAAGAAAUGCUCAAGGAUGAAGUGCGAACAGUGACGUAUCGUAACUCUAUGUAUCACAACAAGCACCUCUUCAAGGGCAAGAUUGUAUUGGAUAUUGGUUGUGGUACUGGAAUCCUUUCAAUGUUUGCUGCCAAGGCUGGAGCUGCAAAAGUCAUUGGUAUCGAGUGCUCCAAUAUUGUAGAGUAUGCCAAAAAAAUAGUCGAGGCUAAUCAUCUGUCAGAUGUUAUCACGAUAUUGAAAGGAAAGGUGGAAGAGGUUACCCUGCCUGAUGGAAUUGAGCAAGUUGACAUAAUCAUUUCCGAGUGGAUGGGUUACUGCUUAUUUUACGAAUCCAUGUUGGACACUGUACUCUUUGCCAGAGAUAAAUGGCUCCGUUCGGAUGGCAUGCUCUUCCCUGACAAAGCAACGCUCUAUAUUUGUGGAAUUGAGGACAGGCAGUACAAGGAUGAGAAGAUCAACUGGUGGGACGAUGUCUAUGGUUUUGAUAUGAGCAGCAUACGAAAAGUUGCCAUCAGUGAACCUCUAGUCGACGUUGUUGAUCCAAAACAGGUCGUGACCAAUUCAUGCUUGAUUAAAGAAGUGGAUCUUUAUACUGUGACCAAGGCAGAUUUGACCUUUUCGUCGCCGUUUGCCCUGCAGGUGCGCAGGAACGACUACGUCCAAGCCCUUGUCACCUUCUUCAACAUCGAAUUUACCAAGUGCCACAAGCGCAUGGGUUUCAGCACCGCCCCCGAGUCCCAAUACACGCACUGGAAGCAGACCGUCUUCUAUUUUGACGAGUACAUGACGGUGAAGAAGGGUGAGGAGAUCUUCGGCGUAUUCUCGAUGGAGCCAAAUGCGCGAAACUACCGAGAUCUCGACUUUACCAUCGAGAUUGACUUCAAGGGCGAGCUGGGACAGAUACGUGAAAGCAACCACUACCGUAUGCGCUGAUUACACCGAUUGGCUAACGCGAUAUCGACGCCGUGUAGUCAUUUUUCCAAGAGAAAGACAAAAUGAAAGAAAAACUGACCGCGAGUUGUUCUAAACUGGACGCAAUUGCCGAUGGAUGCCAAAAGAAGAAAAGAAAAGGGAAAACCCGAGGGCUAAAUGACUUGAUUCACCUGUUUGCGUCUGUCAGCAAUUGCUUCUGGUCGCCGUUGCCAUUGCUGCAAUUAUAUAUACAAUUUUUUUUACGUUGAUGGAGAGAUUUUAACGCUCUUCUUGGGAGUGCCCAGUCUCGAAAUACUUGCAAUGGUAUCACAAUAGGUAUACGUCGAUGAUUACCCGAGUACUCUUUUGUGAGCACGAUUAAAUGCCUGUCCUUUUUUUAAGCCUAUUGAGUAUUCUCUCAAUAGUAUAUAUGUUUUUCAAACUAGCGUUUCCGAAAAAUUUUACCUUGCCCAGGAUUAUUAUGUCAAGCGAUUAUUCCUUGAAUCCAAAUCUUGGCAAUAUAUUAUAUAUAAUUCAACACUGAUGACACUUGAGACGAUGAAUUUUUGUUAUAAUUUUAUCCAUUCAAAUACAUCGAUUAUAAAAACACGAA